AUGGGAAUUCAGGGGGGAAUUUUCACUCCAGAAUCAAAUGAACUUCAGAGUGCAUUCAAAUACGCGAUAUUUUUGCAUAACAAGAAUGAAUCAUCUCGAUUUCAAAUCGAACCGAUAACCGAUGUGAUCGAUACCAAUGAUCCAUUUAGAUUUACCCGUCAAAUGUGCCUACAAUUGUCUCGAGGUAUUUUCACCCUUGUCACACCCAUAAUUGGACCAUCAUAUGAAACACUCGUCUCAUAUUCAAAUACCUUCCAGAUGCCUUUUAUUCAUCCCGGUUACCCGGAAACAAACAGUUACAAUUAUCCCAAUUUCGGACUCAACAUCCGACCGGAUUACAUCAAGGCCAUUGCCGAAGUGGUUAAACUGUACACAUGGAAAAAUAUAAUCUACAUUUACGAUUCGGACGAAGGUAUGGUUUUUGAUGAAAAUCUAAAUUCAUCAAGCAACGCGAAUAUGAACAAUAACCCUCAAAGUAGAUCUGCAACUGAUCAACAAAAUGAGAAUCCUCAAACGACCCAACCGGAAGCUCACCAACUCACUGUGGAAGAGGAUGAAGAGAUCAGAGAGACAGAAAACCGAUUAAAUGAACUGCGAGCGGCCAGACGAAUGCGUUUGGAACAACGAAUCACUGCUCCAUCAACAUCUGAAACUAGUUCUGCAGAAAACAACACGUCCGCCUCUGAUGAAAGCCCCGGUCCUCUUUCCAUCGUAUCAGAUUCUCUGCAACAAGACAUCACGAGUGAAUCAAUAGGGACACAAAAUAUUGAUCAGCAAACUAGAUAUAAUUUACGCUCAACAACGACCCCUUUGAUUCCAUCUUCGCCUACAUUAGCACCUUCGGUCCCCUCUACUUCAGCUGCUAAUUCAGAUGAGUAUAACGAGGAAGAAUAUGUUGGUGGUCAUGCCGAAUUGGUUUUACGAUACCCAACGGGCGAAAACGUGCGGACAAAUCAAAUAGUAAAGUUCAAAAAUCUAUCCUAUGCUGAAAGUACUCUUAUUGAAAUCAUUGAAUAUCAAGGCAAACCUUAUUGGAGAGGUCGCUAUAAAGACCCUCUUUUCGAACAGAAAGAUUUAGUUGAUUACGAUGAGAGGAACAAUACAUCGUUGAAGCGUAGAAAAUACGAGGAUCUUCCAGAAGAAGAGAAAAAACAACUUGUUUUUGUCAGCCAAACCCAGAAAUUUCAUAAUGAUUUCAUCAAAAAAUACCCUUAUGCUUUUGAAUGCGGUUACUGUUUCACUACUAAAUGUAGAGCUGACCUUCUUGUUCGUCACAUCUUUGGGAGAGACGAUUCUACAAAUAGAUUCGCAACUGUUUGCUCGAAAAGGAUCGAAAUCGACAAUUUAAUGGCGCGUGAUAUCCAUAAUACUCCUCUUAGAGAUCCAUGGGCGAGAAUCAUUAUAAACGAUCCAUCUUAUGGUUUUGAUGAUCCGAUACCACGGAAAAUUGUGCGUGAAUUCAAUCGGCAUUUUACGAAAAAUCACAAAAUCACCAAUCCUGAAAUAAUUGGUGAUUAAUACAAUUCAUUCUUUUUCAUUGUAAUACAUUUGUAAUACAUAAAUUUUGCUUUUAUCUUUUUUACUUUUAUAAAUUUGUAAUCAUUAGAAAUUUGUAACCAUUGGUUA
This is a messenger RNA of Panonychus citri (citrus red mite), 1626 nucleotides long. RefSeq lists its product as uncharacterized. The coding region runs from base 1 to 1518 and encodes 505 amino acids. The transcript has 8 exons. The record is from RefSeq and is a predicted model, not a curated record. NCBI's taxonomy places the organism in Eukaryota, Metazoa, Arthropoda, Arachnida, Trombidiformes, Tetranychidae.